Messenger RNA from Hippocampus zosterae (dwarf seahorse), 3998 nucleotides. It is a transcript of the gene gla, whose product is annotated as galactosidase, alpha. NCBI's taxonomy places the organism in Eukaryota, Metazoa, Chordata, Actinopteri, Syngnathiformes, Syngnathidae. Gene Ontology annotation, molecular function: alpha-galactosidase activity. Gene Ontology annotation, cellular component: cytoplasm. Gene Ontology annotation, biological process: glycoside catabolic process; oligosaccharide metabolic process; glycosylceramide catabolic process. Bases 69 to 1376 code for a protein of 435 amino acids. The record is from RefSeq and is a predicted model, not a curated record. The transcript has 7 exons.
UGUCAGGUGGGGAAAUCCCACAACUAGGAAGUAGUAACAGUGGUAAACAAGGGUAGCCGGCUCAUGUAAUGCUAUGCAGGAGAAAUAAAAAAAUAAAUAUGUCCUUGACAGCCGGUGUGUGGAUGCUGUUUUUUGUGGGUUUAUGGGGCCGCACCAAACCUCUCGACAACGGCCUGGCGAGGACCCCCACGAUGGGUUGGCUGCACUGGGAGAGGUUCAUGUGUAACACCAACUGUGACGCCGAUCCGGAUAACUGCAUAAGUGAACGUCUGUACAUGCUGAUGGCAGACGUCAUGGCGGCAGAGGGCUGGAGGGAAGCCGGCUACCAGUACGUCUGCAUUGACGACUGCUGGAUGAGUCCAAGUCGAGACGCCGGGGGCCGCCUGCAAGCGGACCCCCGCAGAUUCCCGGGGGGCAUCAAAAAUCUGGCCGACUAUGUGCACUCCAAGGGUCUUAAGUUGGGCAUUUACGCAGAUGUUGGCACAAGCACCUGUGCCGGAUACCCUGGCAGUCUGGCUCACUACGACACAGACGCCCAAACUUUUGCUGAGUGGGAAGUCGACCUGCUCAAGUUUGACGGCUGCUCCAUGGACACCACUUUGCUUGAGGAAGGCUAUGUGAACAUGUCCAAAGCAUUGAACAGAACCGGAAGACCCAUCUUAUAUUCCUGCGAGUGGCCUUUGUACGAGUGGCCUUCCCAAAAGCCUAACUACAACACCAUUGCAGAGACGUGCAACCAGUGGCGCAAUUUCGCAGACGUCUACGAUUCAUGGAGCAGCGUCAAGUCCAUCUUGGAUUGGACUGCUACUCAUCAGGACAUUAUUGUCCCCCCAGCUGGUCCCGGCGGCUGGAAUGACCCAGAUAUGCUGGUGAUUGGGAACUUUGGCCUGAGUCGAGACCAGCAAGAGUCCCAAAUGGCGCUAUGGGCCAUCAUGGCGGCCCCGCUGCUCAUGUCCAAUGACCUGAGAUCCAUCUGUCGUCACUCGAAGGAGCUGCUGCAGAACCGCCACAUCAUCGCCAUUAGCCAGGACGAGCUGGGCAAGCAGGGAUACCGCACAGCCAAGGUGGACCAUUUUGAGGUGUGGGAGAGACCUCUGUCUCAAGGCUGGCUUGCCAUAGCAGUACUCAAUGCACUGGAGAUAGGAGGCCCACGCAGCUUCUCCUUACAAGCAUCUCCUGGCUGGAAGACAUGCACACCGCUUUGCAACAUCACCCAGAUUCUGCCCCAGUAUGAGGAGGUCGGGGUUCAAAUUGGACACCAGGUGUCAGUUAACCCUUCAGGCACUGCUCUGCUUGUCAUCACGCCCAUCAGCAUUAAACGGCAUGACCAACGAUUCCUUAAAAUGCAGUGGUCGGAAAAACCGAUGCUUCUCUAGACAAAAUAAUAAAACAUUUUCUGAUUAUAUUCGGUGCAGAGUCGAUAUGGUCUGCCAUUUUCGGUGACUAACUUGUCAGUAUAGCUUGCUGCACUGGUUUCCAUAAUGAGCAUCACAAUAUUCACAGUGAAGAUGACUGAGAAGCAGUUUGGUUAAUUUUAACACAUUUAUUGAAAAUGGUGACAACUUGAUCCAGAAGAGUGGCUCACAGCUUAGAACUGGAUGACCUGGCCCUGUUGAAAGAACACAAGUAUUGUCAGGAGGAGAAAACACAGCUGCUCGAAUAUGUCAAUGGCAGAUAUAUGGCUUUAAGAUGGAGCAAUGGAAAGCAAAUGUUGAAAUAAAAAAAAUGACCCCAUUACACAUCACGUCUACACUCGUUUUGACCUUUGGUCAGUGAGGCAUGACAAAUGUGCUUCAUUUAUGGUGCACCCUUAUUGUUAAAACCGGAGUAAUUUGGCUUUCAAAUCCACCUUUUCUUGUUGCCUGUCCAUGAACCUAAGAGCUUUUGUAAUGUCAUUGCGCAAAGGUCAGGUUGAUUUUAAGAAAGCACUAAGAGUGAAAUAUUCCUGACAUUUGUUCAAACCAUUGUGGUCACUGUUCAAUAAAUUACAUUGAACACAAGUACCUCCAAAGCCAAACUCCCCCAAAGUUGUGAGACAAACCCAAUGGUACCACCAAUUGCACAUUCAAAUCCAAGUCAUCUUUUGCACAGAUGCACACACUGUUCCAUCCAUACUACACUUCAGAGUUCACAUCAGUACAAUGGUCCAUGUACUCUCACCACGCACAAGGAAUCAAAAAAUUUGAUCCAGCAAAAGCCAAAAGAAGUAGAGCUCCUGUGUCUCUCCCUCUGAAGAGGAUUGAAAAAGUAAAACGAAGAGACAGGCCUCUUUUUUUGUGGACAAGCAUGUGCAAGCUGUGUAAAGACUGACAUUUUCAUUUUUGCUCUGGGCACGAAAAUACAGCCCACAUAGUGCAACCGCUGAACAUGAACCAAUUCAGCACAUUGGCACACGAAACGAGCGGCAUCUGAGGCGAGGUAUCACCAGUGCUUUCUUUGUUGGUGCGGCGCCUGCGUGAUCAUUUGCUUUAUAUGUGUACAGCGUGCAUGGUCACAAAAAUGAGGAUACGUGCGAUCAAAUGCAGCGGGGUCCGUAGCCUCUGCAACGGGUGGACAACGAUACUUACACCACAUGUACCAAUGUGCACCCUGUGGCCACGUGAAUGUGCAAAGUAAGAAUUGGCCUCAAGUGUUCACACUAAUGUAGAGAGCGGCAGUUACCAAGACUUGCUCAAGAAACAGUGUUUUGUGACAGUCUUACCUUUCUCUUCUUGUCACCUCCCAACUCAAAGUGCUUGCAUCGCUUGAUGGCCAGCAUCCUCUUGGAUCUGCAGUUGGCCUCCAUGCACUCGAGCCUCAGCACAAUCUUCUUUGUUGUCUUAGCCUGGAAACGAGGUGAGGAUAGUGUGUGAGGGUUCACACACGCACGGCAGACCUUUGCAACAAGGAUGGUUGAACUCACCUUUUUACGGAAGAUGGGCUUGGUCUGACCACCGUAGCCGCUCUGCUUCCGAUCGUAUCUCCUCUUACCUGCAGGACAUUCACUCAUUAAUUACAUAACUGUGGUCAAAUCUAAUGAUCCAAUCUCCUUGUCCCACUAUCUCCUAUCCAGUAACCUACACACCAGUAUGUAAACUUAACAGGCACCAAGCGCCAUUUUUUCCUCCAACAUGGAGCUAAACAACCAAUGAAAAUGUUUGUUCGCACCAUGCUUUUACAAUCUGUAAUGGGUGCCAAACCACAUUUCUGAUGUUUCUUCAAGACUUGCAACACUUGAAGCAGAUGGCAUUGUAUGUUGUAAUAGCUUGAAUUAUGAUUGUGCAGAUGAUUGACGGUUUCAAUGAAAUGAGCCUGGGCCCCGCAGGGUACCGUCAUAUUUACUGUUUGUCAUUAAACUGUGUUAUAUUCUUGGUGGAGAAGUGUUCAUACAGGUAUUUACUGUACUCAUGACAUUUCUAUUGCAUUAGCAUAGGUUAGUGACAGACAAGGCCAUGUUGGUGGCCUGUGCGUUGUUUUGUUUGGGUGCUCUGCAAAUACUAGAAUACUGUAGUUAACUUGGAGUGCCAGCGUCCAAAAUUUGUUAACACGAGGUGUUUGGCUGCAAAGAUUACGGGUAGGAGAGGCAAAGUCUCAUUUCACCCUGGACCGGCACCAAUUUCAAAUAAGGAUGAGAAGAAGAAUAUUUGUCAAAGAAGAUAUGAUUGUGGCUUUCCAAGUCAGUUGAGCUGAUCUCAUUCUCGCCAAUUCCUCCGUCAAUAAAUUGUUCUCAAAACAUUCAAGGUAAAGUGAAAUUUAGAAACAUUAGAAAAUGAAUGUUACAUAUCGUAAAUAGAGCACAUUUAACAGGUCCACGAGAGGAAAACCAAUUGAUAUGGGGUCUACUGAUGUGUGUAUGUAUUCAAUACAUAGUAUAAACCCAGCGCAAAUUAACACAUACAAUAAAACACUUGCCCUGAGCAUAGAGGGAAUCCUUGCCCUUCUUGUACUGGGUGACUUUGUGGGGUUGGUGCUUCUUGCACUUCUUGCAGUAGGUCCUGCGGGUCUUCGGGACGUUCACC